This is a messenger RNA of Plasmopara halstedii, 1395 nucleotides long. Its product is annotated as SANT/Myb domain. Bases 1 to 1395 code for a protein of 464 amino acids. The record is from RefSeq and is a predicted model, not a curated record. Gene Ontology annotation, molecular function: DNA binding; DNA-binding transcription factor activity. The transcript has a single exon. Lineage: Eukaryota; Oomycota; Peronosporomycetes; Peronosporales; Peronosporaceae.
AUGGCCUGCGAAGUUGAGGGUCGAACAAUGACAAAUCAAAAAGACACGACCAGUACCAAUAGUGCCUGGGGCGAUCAAUUCGACACUACCAAGUCCAAUGUCACAGGGCUUAACCCAGAAGAAACGGCAAUGAUCCUCACAAGCUUAAGCAAAGGCUAUCGAAAUGACAGAGCUGCUUUGUUGUCAUCGCCUGACCUGGAUACGGAUAUCAUGAGUGACAUGGGCUCAGGCGAGAUGUCUUUCCAUCACCAUCAACUUUCUCUCAGAAGUGGAAAUGGCAAGGUACAUCGUGUGCAGCAAAUUAAUUUUGAUGGCCCGAAAGGCAGUAAACUCGACUUCACGGAUGAUGCAGGUUGCAGUCAUCGUUUUCGAAAUGAGAGCAAUCGGGUAAAAAGUCUGGUCACCAAGCAUAUCUCGAUCGAGGAACUACGUACGCACUUUGAUCGACCCAUUAUUGACGUAGCAAAAGACUUUGGUAUAUGCAUCACUUUAAUGAAAAAAAUUUGCCGCCGAAACGGUAUCAAAAGGUGGCCACAUCGCCAAAUCCGGUCGCUCUCCAAAAGUAUUGCUUCCAUGGAGGCCGCCAUGCUCAGUGCUCACGGUAGUGAACGGGAAAGAUACCGAGAUCAAAUCACUAAUUUGAAAAUGAAGCGUGAGUGUGUGAUUGCGGACCCCAACAGGGAAAACUCGGUGCACUCCAAAAUGCUGCCUACGUCUUCUUUGCUCGUUGAAUACUCAAAAAGUGACAGUGAUUCUUCGACCCGUAAAGUGUCAACACGUACCAGCCACGGCGGGUAUCCUCUGCCGCAAGUAAAUCAAGGACAUUCUGCUAGAGUAGAUAAUUCCGUAAUGGUGACGAGUUCAAGGUCUUUGACCACUGGCCUCUCAAAGGGUGGGCGCUGGACUAGCGAAGAACACACCGCAUUCCUUGAGGGUAUUCGCUUGUAUGGGAAAGACUGGCGUCGUGUGGCGCAAGUCGUUAUGACGCGUAGCGCAGUACAAACGCGUACUCACGCUCAGAAGUAUUUAUUAAAAUUUGCUGGGCGCUUACCAUUUGACCCUGAUGGAAUGCUUCAGGAUUAUCACUCACAACUAGAGCCAAACCAGAAUGAAAGUGCUUCGAUGAAGCCUCUUGCAUCCCUGCUGAGCCCAACAACGAGUGUGUCGUCAAGCGAUACUGCAAUAGCACAAACGAGUGACGAUAGCACGAGCACUGGAUCGUGGCAUUCGGAGGAAAUGCGACCUAAUGCAAAGCAUGGGGAAGCCAUGGCCAAAAUUUUAAAUGGAAGUCCUCACGUGUCUUCAAACGCUAGAUUUGAUGAAAGUAACGUUAAAGCUUCUGCUCUGUCACCACUUUCAGCGUUUCAGCGAAUGAGCACAUACAGCAGUAUUUGA